Messenger RNA from Pogona vitticeps (central bearded dragon), 1292 nucleotides. The record is from RefSeq and is a predicted model, not a curated record. Lineage: Eukaryota; Metazoa; Chordata; Lepidosauria; Squamata; Agamidae.
GUUUUCUAUGGCAAAAAGGACCUAUAUCAGCUACAGGAGGACCCUUUUCCCCACGCUUUACCAUUCAGAGGAAUCGGUGAGGUAUGCGGAAAAUCAAUUCCAGCUCCUUGAUGAUGAUGUGGUGACUGUCAGCUAUCCCAAGUCAGGUACUCACUGGAUGCUGGAGAUCUUGGGCUUAAUCUCACAUGAUGGAGACCCCUCGUGGGUUCAGAGUGUGCUGACGGGUGAGAGGUCACCAUGGAUUGAGACUGUCGAUGGUCUAAAAGCUGCCUUGAACUAUCCUCCACCCAGGUUCCUGACGACUCACCAGCCAUUCCAGCUUUUUCCUAAGUCCUUUCUGCAUUCCAAAUGCAAGAUUGUCUAUAUCAUGCGAAACCCUAAGGAUGUGCUGGUCUCAUACUACUACUUUGCAAAGAUAUAUGCAGUACUUGAGGAACCUGGGACCAUGGAAGAGUUUGUGGAGAUGUUCUUGAAUGGGAAGGUGGUUUUUGGUUCCUGGUUUGACCAUGUGAAAGGCUGGCUGGAACUGAAGGACAGACCCAAUCUCUUCUUCAUCACUUAUGAAGAGCUGUAUCAGGACCUGCGAGGCAGUGUGGAGAAGAUCUGCCACUUCCUUGGCAAGGAACUGGCCAGUCACCAGCUGGAUGAAGUGGCGAAAUAUGCCUCCUUUGAAAUCAUGAAGGACAACAAGAUGUCCAACUUCUCCCUAUUACCAGAUAUGGAUCACAGUAAAGGAAAAUUCAUGAGGAAAGGGAUCUGUGGAGACUGGAAGAACCACCUCACAGUGGCACAGAGUGAACACUUUGACCACGUUUAUCAGGAGAAAAUGCAGGGUGUGGGUGUGACUUUCCCAUGGGAUUGAAGAAUGACAGAUUAUGCCCUCUGCUGUUACUGAUAUGGAGGAUAUUUUAUGCAUGAAUCUUUUGUGGGACGUAUGUCCAUCUCCAAGGUUACCAAUCAAGAGUAUGUGGAGAAUGGGAUCAUGUAGUCUUCACAUUCUACAUUGCCUACACUUUGGGGUCUUUGUAUUAAAGAUGAGAAGAUGUACCAGGGAAUUCUUUCUUCUUUUGAUGUGCAGAAAUCACAGGGACAAAGUCAUGGUGUAAUUAGCACAAGGCAACAGUCAAUAAAGGAAGCCCGUAUCUGCAUGUGUGCCUUAUACACUAAAUUCUAAAGCCCAUAGAGUUAUGUCACUGUCCUGAGCUAAUGUCGGCUUUUGGCUUCUUUGCAGCGGGAUCUGGAGGCUAUGUUGAUUUGGGGGUGCUUUCCUCUGAAGGACAGGGAUGAAGAGU